Molecule: messenger RNA, 1020 nt
Organism: Penicillium riverlandense
Lineage: Eukaryota; Fungi; Ascomycota; Eurotiomycetes; Eurotiales; Aspergillaceae
Product: Short-chain dehydrogenase
Exons: 4
Coding region: 1-1020 (339 amino acids)
Source: RefSeq, a predicted model, not a curated record
AUGUCUACCUCUCGUCCAGAGUUCGAUGGAAAUACUUCAGGCACAGAAGUUGCGAGUGCCUUUGCCAGCCAAAUCAAGGGCAAGAAUGUGGUUAUCACUGGUGUUGGUCCUGACAGUCUGGGAGAAGGCCUCGCUGUAGCAAUAGGCGGCCAGAACCCUUCUUCGUUGAUUCUGGCAUCACGUACAGAGUCCAAAGUCCAGCAGGUUGCCGAUAAGGUCCGACAGCUCUCACAUUCAACAUCUGUCAUAACAGUAGUCUUGGACCUCGCAUCCCAAAAGUCGAUCCGCGCCGCAGCAUCCCAGAUCCAAGGCCUGGUCGAUCGAGUCGACAUCCUGAUCAACAAUGCAGGUAUGAUGGUCUUGGACCACCAGCUCACUGAGGAUGGAAUUGAGAUGCAAUUCGGAACCAACCAUAUUGGCCAUUUUCUCUUCACAAACCUACUCAUGCCACAAUUCAAAGUCGCAGCUAGCACUUCAACCCGCGGCGCCACGCGAAUUAUCAAUGUCACUAGCGCUGGACACCGGCUGUCGCCCAUUCGAUUCCACGACUAUAACUUCGAAGGGAAAGAGACCCCACCCGAUGAAAGACCACCUGAUGGCUUACCAGCAAUGUUUAAUCCCGCAUCAAAUGGAUAUAAUGGGUGGUUGGCUUACGGGCAGUCCAAAUCGGCCAACAUUCUCUUCUCGCUAUACCUCACGCGACAUCUAGAGUCGGCCGGCAUACUGUCGUAUAGCGUUCAUCCCGGCUCAAUCGUCACGGGGUUGAGUCGGAACCUAGAUGAGGCUGGCACCGAGACCAUCAUGAAGACCAGUGCGGUGUGGAAGAAUUUGGAUCAAGGGGCUGCAACCAUGCUCGUGGCUGCAUUUGAUCCGGCAUUAUCAGUCGUCACCGAUCCGUCAGCUGUGUAUCUUAGCGACUGCCAGUUUGCAAAAACUGCUCCUCAUGCGGUGGACGUUAAUGUGGCGGAAAGACUGUUCAAGCUAAGCGAGGAACUGGUUGGAACAAAAUUUCAACUGUAA